UCAAAGACGGGGAAGACGCCCAUCAAAGACAUGUUUUCCGACCUGAAGGAUGGGAGGAAGCUACUGGACCUCCUGGAGAGUCUCACUGACUCUGUACUGACCAAAGAGAGAGGCUCCACCAGAGUGCAUGCUCUCAACAACGUCAACAAAGUACUUCAAGUCCUGAAUCAAAAUAAUGUUGAUCUGGUAAACAUAGGAGGGACAGAUAUUGUGGAUGGAAACCAUAAGCUGACUCUGGGCCUCAUCUGGAGUAUUAUCCUCCACUGGCAGGUGAAAGACAUCAUGAAGGAUAUCAUGUCCAACCUGCAGCAGACCAACAGUGAGAAGAUCUUACUGAGCUGGGUACGCCAGUGCACACGCUCUUACCCAGAAGUCAAUGUGCUGAACUUCACCACCAGCUGGGCUGACGGCCUGGCUCUCAACGGCAUCCUGCACCACUUCAGGCCAAAUGUAUUCAGCUGGGAUCAGGUGGUCCGACUGAGCCCUGUGGAGAGACUGGACCAUGCCUUCACUGUAGCCAAAGACCAGCUGGCUAUUGAGAGGCUACUGGAUGCAGAAGACGUGGCGGUGCAGUUACCAGAUAAGAAGUCCAUCAUCAUGUACGUAACAUCGCUGUUCGCCGUGCUGCCCAAAGACGUUACCAUGGAGGCUAUCAGAGAAGUGGAGACUCUGCCACGCAAAUACAAAGUGGAGUCUGAGGGCUCAGGUCGAGGACUCAGUGCUCUGAAUGUGCAGAUGGAGGAAGCGGGCAGCAGCCCCCGGCCUGAGACCCCCAGCCCCCUGACAGAGACUGAGGGGGAGAUGGAGGGCAGCAUGAUGGAAGUGGACCUGGACAGCUACCAGACCACGCUGGAGGAGGUACUGACCUGGCUGCUGUCGGCCGAGGACGCUCUGCAGAUUCAGGAGGAGGUGUCGGACGAUGUGGAAGAAGUCAAAGAGCAGUUUCACACACACGAGGCUUUUAUGAUGGAGCUGACAGCGCACCAGAGCAGUGUGGGUAAUGUGCUUCAAGCGGGAAACCAACUGAUAGCCCAGGGCAAUCUGACCGACGAAGAAGAAGAGGAAAUACGGGAGCAGAUGAGCCUCCUCAACUCCCGCUGGGAAAACCUCCGAGUGGCCAGCAUGGACCGCCAGGCCAGGCUCCAUGAAGUCCUGAUGGAUCUUCAGCAGCAGCAGUUGCAGCAGCUUUCUGAUUGGCUGUCACAGACAGAGCAGCGAAUCAGAAAGAUAGAAACAGAACCGUCAGUGAACGACCUGGAGCUCUACAAAGAACAGAUAGAUCAGCACAAAGAGCUUCAGAAUGACCUGGAGGCGGAGCAGGUGAAGGUCAACUCUCUGACACACAUGGUGGUCGUCGUAGAUGAGAACAGCGGUGAGAGUGCCACCGCUGCCCUGGAGGAGCAACUGCAAUCUUUGGGUGAGCGCUGGGCGGCUGUGUGUCGCUGGACAGAGGAGAGGUGGAACAAGCUGCAGGAAGUCUUCAUGGUGUGGCAGCAGCUUCUCUCAGACCAGACUUUAUUUAGAGAGUGGUUGGCAGAAAAUGAGGAGGCCUUGAGUGAAGUACAGACCAGCAACUUUAAGGACCCAAGUGAAAUGAAUUCCAAUGUGCGCCGAUUAGCAAUUUUGAAGGAAGACAUGGAGAAGAAGAGGAGGACUCUGGACCAGCUGUCUGAUGCCGGACAGGAUGUGAUCUCGCUGCUCCGGAGCCCUGAGGCCGGGGCCAAGAUUGAGGCGGACACAGAGGAGCUGGCUCAUCGAUGGGAUAACCUGGUGCAGAAGCUGGAGGACUGCUCCUUCCAGGUAAUGGAAGCUGUGACAGACGUUGGGAUGACUCAGGUGGAAGAGCAGGUCGUCGUGGAUACAGUUGCUGUGGCUGCUUCGAUCGCCGACCAGGACUUGGCCCCGCCUGCUCCUCCUAAGAAACGACUGGUGGAGACAGAUGCAGAAGUCAGACGAUUGUUUGAAAAUAAGCUGUCUGACCACUUGAUCUGGAUUAAAACAUGGAAGACUUCCACUCAGGCGCUGGCCUCCACACACCCUGACACUACACCUGACACACCAGACCUGCAGGAGAAACUUAAGGGUUUGGAGUUGGACCUCACAGAAAAGGACGCCACAGUGAGUCAAGUGAUCCAGGACGGACGGGUCUUGAUGGACCAGCUGGAGAGAGAGGGAGAGCGUGUGGACUCGGUGAGGGCAGACAUAAACCUGAUCCAAACCGAGUGGGAUGUGUGUGUGCGGGAGCUGCAGGCAGCCCGUGAGCGAGUUCACACUCAAAGCCGGGUCAGAGCCGUGUCUGCAGAGCUGGCAGACCUCGACCGAGCCUUCGAGGAACAAGAUCAAUGGCUGGACUCGACCCCGACUGUAGAGAAGUGCAACGAGGCCGGGCUCAGAAGUCGGAGUGGAGAAUGCCAGUCCCGACUUGUCCAGAUGACCGCCUCGAGCCCGCGAUUGGAGCAGCUUUCUGCGGAGGUGGGGUCCCUAGGAGCCGUGCCCGCUCUGAAAGACAACAUGGUGGUGGUAUCGGCGCAUCACGCCUCCACACUGCAGCGGCUACAGAGCAGAGAGCAAGACGUCCACAAAGCUUUGACCUGUCUUGAGGCCAGCCAGUUGAUGUCGAGCCAGGUGGAGGGCCUCGAGGCCAGACUUGCCACUCUGAGAGAAGGAGUUGUGGACAUCCCUACAGCUGAGGGAGCAGUGGAGCGGGCACAGGGCCUGUGUCUGGAUAUUGAGCAAACACAGCAAGCCUCAGAUUCUGAAGAACUACAAAGAUGGAGUCAGCUCUCCUCCAGAGCUCGUGAGGAGCUGGGUACACUGCAGUGCAUCCUGGGUAGCAUGAAGGACAAUCAGGUGCGUUUGGUGGAUGUGGAACGUUGGUUGGAAGCGGUUGAGGAACUUUUGUCUCGUGAUGCCACGGGGUUGGGCGACAAAGAAAGUUUAAAGGAAGAGGUUAACCAGUGCAAGGAGUAUGUGAAUGAGAUGGAGUCAGUGGAAGGUUCGUUGAAGCAGAUGGGAGAGAAUGUGAGCGCUGUACAGACGACUGCAGUCCCAGGACUAACCCAGUGGGGGCAGGAUAAGUUGGAUGACAGCCAGAGCAAAUGGGAAACACUCAGCAAAAAGCUGCUGAGGCAUCAGGAGUGCGUGGCGGAGAAUCGGGAGAGGCAGGUGAAUCUGAGGAAGGACUUGGCGGAGAUGCAGGAGUGGAUGACACAGGUCGAUGAAGAGUUUCUCAUGAGGGACUUUGAAUACAAGAGUCCAGAGGAGCUGCAAUCGUCGCUGGAGGAGAUGAAGAGGGCUAAAGAGGAUGUGCUGCAGAAGGAGGUGAAGGUGAAGAUCCUGAAAGACAGCAUCAACACGCUGGUGUCCAGAACAUCGCCCCCUAGUGGAGGCAAUUCAGAGGAGCUGACCUCGGAGCUAGAUGUGGUUCUAGCAAACUACAACAAGCUGUGUGACCGCUUCAAGAGCAAGUGUCACACUCUGGAGGAGGUGUGGUCCUGUUGGAUGGAGUUGCUUCAGUACCUGGAUAUGGAGCAGAGUUGGCUCAACACUCUGGAGGAGAAGGUCCAAGCUUCUGAAAACCUACCUGAGAGCACUGAGGCCGUCAAUGAAGCUCUGGAGUCUUUGGAGAGUGCGCUUCGUCAUCCCGGGGACAACCGGACGCAGAUCAGAGAGCUGGGUCAGACGCUGAUAGACGGGGGCAUACUGGACGAACUCAUUAGCGAAAAGCUAGAGGCCUUCAAUUCCCAUUACGAGCAACUCAACCACCAGGCGGUGAACAGACAGAUCAGCCUUGAGCAGCAGCUGCAGACUCUGAAGGAGAACGAGCAGGCGCUGCAAACACUGCAGGAGUCUCUGAGCCAGCUGGACCACACACUCACCUCCUACCUCACCGACCGCGUGGACGCCUUCCAACUCCCUCAGGAGGCACAGACCAUUGGUGCAGAGAUCGCAGCCCAUGAGGUCACGGUGGAGGACAUGAGGAAAAGGAACGUGGCCAACAUGCCUCCGCCUUCCACUGAUGGCAAAGCUGCUCGAGGUGGGACGAUGCUGGACCAGCUACAGAGGAAACUGAGGGAGAUCUCCACGAAGUACCAGCUGUUCCAGAAGCCAGCUAACUUUGAGCAGCGCAUGUUGGACUGUAAGAAAGUCCUGGAUGGAGCCAAGGAUGAGCUGCACAUUCUGGAUAUCAGGGACGUGGACCCGGAAAAAAUCCAGUCUCACCUCGGUGGUUGCAUGAAACUUUACAAGUUGCUGAGUGAGGUGAAGCUGGAGGUGGAGACGGUGAUAAAGACCGGCCGACAGAUUGUGCAGAAACAGCAGACGGAGAACCCCAAGGCCAUGGACGAACAGCUCACUGCUCUCAAACUGCUCUACAAUGACCUGGGGGCGCAGGUAACAGAGGGCAAGCAGGAUCUGGAAAAAGCUUUGUCUCUGUCUCAGAAGUUCCAGAAAGAGAGCGCCGCCCUGGAGGAGUGGCUGACCACCAGCGAGGCUCAGCUCCAGCAGAAGAACAGCUGUGGGGACAUGCCAGCGGAAAUUGAUGCUGAGAUCGCUUGGGCUAAUGGCCUGCUGAAGGAGUCUGAGCGUCGUAAGGCGGAGCUGUCCAGCCUGACGGAGACCAGCGCCGGCGUGCAGACGCUGGUGGAGGGCAGCGAGGCUCAGCUGGAGGACAAGCUCUACAGCCUCAAUGAAGCCUGGGGCCGCGUCCGCACCUGGACCGAGGACUGGCUCAGUGCUGUGCUGAGUCACCAGAAUGAAGUGGACAUUUUAGAUGAGAACUUGGCUCACAUCAGCACCUGGCUGUACCAGACCCAGAUCCACCUGGACGAGGCCGAGCGGCUCGCCCCGUCAGAGAGGGAGAAGGUGGUGACGAGCAUGCUGGAGGAGCUAGAGGACGUCGGUCUGCGAGUGGACAACGUGAGGGACCAGGCCAUCAUCCUGAUGACCAGCAGGGGGCCCGCCUGCAGAGAGGUGGUGGAGCCCAAACUGGCGGAGCUCAACUGCAACUUUGACAAAGUCUCCCAACACAUCAGAACUGCUAAGAUGAUGAACAGUCUGGAGUCAGUAAGUGUUGACUUCAACCAGCACAAACCUCAGCAGGUCAUCCUUAGCCAGGAGAUCCGAGCAGAGAGUCAGACCCGUCCUGCUGAGGUUCUGCUCUCCAGUGAGCUGAAGGACCUUAAGGCAGAGCUGCACGACACCCUGAAGGCUCUGCAGCAGCAGCAGCAGGACCCAACAAACAUCCUGGAUGAUGACAAGAUGGACGAGGAGAAAGCCGGCGUGGAAGACUUGCUGAGAAGAGGAGAGGAACUGCUGCAGCAAACCUCAGACAGCGGUUACAGGGAGGAGUUGAGACUUCUGCUGCUCCGGCUGCAGAGCCAGUAUUCUGCUCACAGGGAGUCAAGGGUGCUACAAAUCCGGAAGUUCGAAGCCUCUGUGGAGUCAACGUCUACCCACAUCUUCACAGAGCAGAUAAGCGAGUUUUCAGUCGAGGAGAUGUCUUCAGUGGAGCGUAGCAGCGCUUUCUCUCUAAGUCCCUCCGACUACCUGUUGGACAUCAACAAAGUUCUCCUCGCCAUAGCCGACAACGAGUUGCUUCUGAACUCCUCUGAGCUCAGCGGGGGGCUCUACGAAGACUUUUCCAGCCAAGAAGACACACUGAGGAACAUCAAGGAGAGUCUGGAGUGUGUUGGUGAGCAGGUCACAGGGAUCCAUGAGCGGCAGCCUGAUGCCAUCCGGGAUGCUUCGCCCACUGAGGUCGCCCAGAUCGGAGACGCCCUCACACAGCUCAACGCUGAGUGGGACCGCCUCAACCGCAUGUACAACCACCGCAAGGGGAGAUUUGACCGCGCUGUGGAGGAGUGGAGGCAGUUCCACUGUGACCUGAACGACCUGAGCCAAUGGCUGACGGACACAGAGACUCUGCUGUCGGAGAGCGUGGGCCCUGAUGGACAGCUGGACCUGAACUCUGCAAGACAACACCAACAGGAGCUGGAGGAAGGUCUCGUCAGCCACCAGCCUGUCCUGGCUGAACUGACCCACUCUGGGGAUGAGAUAACCGGGCAGCUGUCGUCCCCUGACGGAACCCUGCUUGAGGAGAAGCUUGACAAUCUCGGUCAGCGCUGGAGAACGGUCAACCGCCAUGUCCUUGAGAGGCAUCGCAGGCUGGCUGGAGGAGACCAGGCCCUUUCAGACCUGCUGAGGAGACGUGAGGAGCUGUCUGUAUGGUUGGAGCAGGCAGAAAACGCUGUCAGCUCUUUACCCAUCACCGCUACUGACAACAACCUCAGAGAACUCAAGGCCAUAGCAGAGGAGAUGGACGCACAGAAUGAACGUCUCGGAUGGGUAAACAAGCACGCCCCUCAGAUCCUCGCCAGUCCCAGCGUGAGCCUUCAGAGCAGAGACCAGCAUGUCAGCAAACUGAGAGCCAUUAACCUCAGCUGGAGCAGGGUGACCCAUGAGUUGUUGGACAAAGUGGGGGAGGUGGAGAACAACCUGCAAAGCCAUGCUCAGUUCCAGGACCGGAUGAACCGACUCACUGACUGGGUCGUCGUGACACAUCAAACAAUCAUGACCAGAGGCCUGAGCUCCAGCCAAGCACAGGCUCUGGAUGUGUCCAUGAGGGACAGGAAGAAGGAUCUGGAGGACCUGUUGGCUCAUUCUAUAGAGCUGCAGCGACGACAGCAGCUAUCGCCACGCGAAAAAAUGAAGGUGGAGGAGCUGGCAGGUGAUUGGAAAGCGUUGGACGGCCGACUGAGGGAAACUCUCCAGACGCCCGUCUCUCCGUGGACGCAGCACCAUGUUGUCCAACACCAGCAGCUUGUGUCUUCGGUCCCUUCAGCUGUGCAGAUGGCCAGCCUGGUGAGCGAGGACCCCCACCACCAAACCCCGCACACACCAGACAGCGUGGCGCCCACCGACCUCAACGAGACAGCCACCGAACUGGCAGACUGGCUUCUCCUCAUCACACAGAUGCUCAAGUCUAAUAUUGUCACUGUGGGGGACACAGAUGAGAUCAGGACCACUAUGGGACGUCUUAUGGUAACAAAGAGUGACCUGGAACAGCGUCACCCCCAGCUAGAGGACAUUUUCACUUUGGCCCAGAACAUCAAAAACAAGACCUCUAAUCUAGACGUCCGCACUUCCAUCACUGAGAAAUUGGAGAGGGUACGCAGCCAAUGGGACAGCACUCAGCACGGUGUCGAGGCACGGCUCCAGCAGCUGGACAACAUGAUUGGCCACAGCAACCAGUGGGAGGAGCAGAGGAAGGAGGUGAACGCUCUGGUUGGACACAAUGAAGGACGUUUCCACAACCUUCUCCAGCAGUCGGGUGAUCCCCUGACCAAACAGCUUGCUGACAACAAGGCAUUCCUCCAAGACCUGGGCCGAGGCCAACCUACAGUUGUGGCGUUCAACGAACUGUCCAAUCAUCUUUUGCGGGAAUAUUCUACCGACGACACCAGGAGGAUCAAGGAAGUCUCAGAUAAGCACAACGCAGUCUGGAACAGCAUCAACAACAGAGCCAGUGACCGCCACGCCCAUCUGGACAGUCAACUGAAGGGCCUGCAGGUGUCCCUCAGGGAGCUCGAGACCUUCCUCAAAUGGCUCCCGGAGGCAGAGACCACAGUCAACGUUCUGGCCGACGCCUCCCAGAGAGAAGACCUGUCGCAGGACUCCGCCCAUACGAAGGAGCUGAGGCGACAACUGGAGGUAGGGGCUGCAAAUGAAAAGAGAAUCGAUUAA
Notothenia coriiceps (black rockcod) is the source of this 7743-nucleotide messenger RNA. It is a transcript of the gene utrn, whose product is annotated as utrophin. The annotation marks the transcript as partial. Gene Ontology annotation, molecular function: protein binding. The record is from RefSeq and is a predicted model, not a curated record. The transcript has 54 exons. NCBI's taxonomy places the organism in Eukaryota, Metazoa, Chordata, Actinopteri, Perciformes, Nototheniidae.